AUGGCUUUGUAUUGCAAGAGCAUUCAGGAGUUGACCGUGGAGGAUAAUGAUUCGACUAAUGGCGACGCUUUGGUGGACCUGAUCAAAGUUCAGAAAGAUCUUUGUAGAUUCACAAUAAGAGAUUGGUGGGGGUGCCUUGUGAACAUAGUUCAAGCACUCACGGCACAAGUAGAUACAUUAGUUUACGUAGAAAUCUAUGGUUGUCACUUCUAUGAACUUGUAGACGACUCUCGAACAUUUGAAGGCUUAACGUCAUGUGUAAAUUUAGAGACCUUGAAGAUCGAAGAAUGUUAUAAUAUAACCAGCGAGAUUAUGCAACCAUUAGCUACCACGGUGUUGCCGAAAUUAAAAACAUUGUACUUUUCAAAUUUCAUGUUUCCUGAUGAAGACAACAGUUCACCUCAUCUAGAACUCACAGCAAUGAUACAAAAUAUGAAUAGUAAUUUAGAACAAUUACGUCUGAACAUGGAUUUGGAUAGCUAUCCAGAGAUAAUCCAAACCUGCGCGAAGAAUUGCCCAAAUCUAACUUAUUUCAAGGCCAAAAUCCAGAAUUAUGACGAGAUAAAUCAGCUAUUGGUGUUGAUCGAAAACUGUAGAAAAUUAGUGACAUUGGAAAUCCUGUCAGAAAAAUGGGAUUUUGAGAAUGACCGUGAAGAUGGAAGAUUAGGAAGAAAUGAUUAUGGAUUACCGCUAUUGCCGUUGGAAUUCUUUCCCUAUAUGGCCCAAUUGACGCCGUCCACCUUAAAAUAUUUGGAAAUAGAUGGGUGGACGUGCACACCUAUGGAAUUGGAAAUCUUUUUAACUAGUUGUAAAGCAAGAUUGAAGAAAAUGUCUCUUAUGUGUUUUAAAAAUAGCAAAGAUUAUUUGGAG
Acaulospora colombiana is the source of this 870-nucleotide messenger RNA. NCBI's taxonomy places the organism in Eukaryota, Fungi, Glomeromycota, Glomeromycetes, Diversisporales, Acaulosporaceae. The record is from the annotation of a GenBank genome assembly.